GCGCUCAAACGCGACCGAAUGCUACCCGAAACAUAAUUGUGACGUUACUUCUUCUUCUUCAUUUCUUUUUUUUUGUCGCGCCGUGUGUCGCGCGAGCGAGUUUGCAUACCGAAUCACCGAGUUUUAUCUCCAUUCGCCAUGACCACCCCGACGCAUUGCUCGCCGUCGCGGUCGUCUUUGAGUUGCUGCCAGUUCGACCGUAGCAGCCGGGACGACAUGCGAGAAUCGGCUAUCAUAGGCAACAACAAUUACUUCCUGCAGCAGGAGAAGCACUCCUUCCCGAAGAGGCCCGAGGUCGACCUGUCGUUUCACGAUAUACGGUACCGCGUCAAGGAAUGGAGCAUACGCAACUUUUCAAUCAGCGAGAAUGAGAUUCUGCACGGCGUCAGCGGCGAAUUUAAGUCUGGCGAGUUGGUGGCUAUAAUGGGGCCGUCCGGAGCCGGAAAAUCGACGCUGCUGAACGCUCUCGCCGGUUUCACGGUGUCAGGUGUGAGCGGUGAAGUUCGGAUCAACGGUAAGAUUCGAGCGCCGCAGAGCGAACGAUGGAAGAGGACCUCGUGUUACAUACAGCAGGACUCCAUUAUAAGAAUGUACAUCACCGUGGGAGAGGCCAUGACUUUAGCCGCACAUUUGAAGCUCGGUUACACAAUCAGCUCGGCCUACAAGCACGCUCAGGUUUUAGAACUGUUGGAGAUGCUAGGACUAAGCCAUUGUUAUGACACGUUAUGCGGAAAAUUGUCGGGAGGGCAGAAAAAACGGCUCGACAUCGCCUUCGAACUCCUAACUAAUCCUUCAGUAUUAUUCCUCGACGAACCAACGACUGGUCUGGAUUCCUCUUCGUGCAGCCAAUGCGUCGCUCUUAUGAAACGAUUGGCGGAAUUAGAAAGGCGUACGGUAAUCUGCACGAUUCAUCAGCCGAGCGCCUUGCUCCUGGAGAUGUUCGACUCCCUGUACGUGGUGGCGAACGGUUACUGCAUAUACAGAGGCCCGGUUAGCUCGUUGCUGCCGCACCUGGACUCCGUCGGCGCCCAUUGCCCGCCUUAUCACAAUCCAGCGGAUUUCAUGCUCGAGGUGGCGAUCGGCGAAUACGGUAUUCCGCUCGAUAAGCUGGUGGCAGCGGCCGAAACGUUACCGAAGAACGAGAAGACGAUCGCUCUUACUACGAGCCUGCCUGAAGAAACGGACAAAAUCAAGGAACCGCCACCACCUGCCGGUUUCCUGACGCAAUGCUAUCUUCUGUACAAGAGACAACUGUUAAGCUUGAAAAGAGACUAUUCGUUACUGGUGGCGCGAUUACUCUGUCACUUGCUAAUCGGCGUGAUCUUUGGGUACCUGUACAUGGGAAGCGGUUAUCGAGCUAAUGUCUUAGCGAAUUAUGUCUACCUAUACGGAUCGAUGCUACUCCUUGUUUAUACCGGAAAAAUGGCUGUUACUCUUGCCUUCCCACUAGAGAUGCGGAUUCUUAUGAGGGAGCAUUUCAAUCGCUGGUACCGGCUGGCGCCGUAUUAUAUCAGCAUAUUGCUGGUCGAGAUACCCUUCCAGGCGGCGUGUGCGGCAUCGUAUCUGGUGGUGAGCUACUGGUUGACCGGACAGCCCAUUGAAACAAAUCGUAUAAUAUUCUUCAUGGUAGUCAGCAUAGCCGCCAGCCUGACGGCGCAAGCAUGGGGCUUCUUCAUCGGCGUUACCACGCCGAUUAAGAUCGCAGUCUUCAUUGGUCCGAUAAUCGCGGUGCUGUUCUCCAUCUUCGGGUUCUGCAUACGUUACUUCGAUACACCGCAGGCGUUCCGCUGGAUGUUCCAUAUAUCAUAUUUUCGUGCGGGUUUCCACAGUCUGAUAUACACCGUGUACGGAUAUGACAGGAUGGACUUGCUGUGCGACGAGUUCUACUGUCACUACAAGAAACCAAUCAAGUUUCUCACCGAGAUGGAGAUCAACGACGUAAACGUGGUCAAUAAUCUGGUACUCAUCCUCGGUAUCGGGGUGCUGAUGCAUCUUCUGACGGCCAGCGCGCUUUGGUGCAAGCUUAACAGAAGAUGAACCAAAAUACGAUUCUAAUCAAAUACAGUAUUUAUGGUAUUGCAGACAGUUCCUUUGGAGGAACGACAUAAGAAAUUCUGAUUCUCAUGCUUUUCCCACGUGAAACGCGAAGAUACAAAGAGAGAUCCUAAGGGAGAGAUUCCAAAAUUGAAAACUUUCGGAGUUUCAAAAUUCGGAAACUCCGAGACAAUUGGAAAAUCGUUAGAAAUUAACAAAGUCAUUAUUCCUUUAGCUCUUAAUCUCGCUGGAUACGAGAUGUUCUGCGAUAUUUCGAGAAUGUGUUGCACUUGGAGCAUUUAAUGGAGUGGGAACCGUAUGAACAAAUGCCACUUAUUUUAAAAUUAUGACAGCUAGUACAUACGACAUAUAGUAAGCAGUCUGCUGCGAUAUUGGUACUUGCGCGCAGAAGACAAACGUAUCCUUGUAUAUCUUUCUUUGUCACACACACUUGGCCACCCUUUUACGCCAUACGAAGUGAAGGCAAUGCACACUCCAUUUAUAUGUAUGGUUCUCUAAGGUUUUCCAUAAUCGAAGAUCGGAGAAGACGUCGACUACCGAAUUUUUUAAAGUUACAAGUCGCAGGAACUUCUUGAAGUCUAUUUAAACUUUAAAGUACUAGUAGGGAUUAUUUUUUUGUAUUAAUCGUGACAAGACGCUAUGAUCGUCAGCAAUUUCGUUCGUAAAAAGCGGUGGUAUUCAAGGAGUCAAAAAAUGACAAGAUUUAUAUAAAGCUGAAUAUCUGUAUAUAUGUAAGCCUGAGUGAUAAAGGACAAAUAUACAUGACACAGCGCGCAUUGAACGCCGCUAUAGUUUAUAGUUGUAUUUAAAGUCCAAAAAAAUGUACUAAACAAUAUGAUAUAUUAGUUUAAUGUUUAUUUAAUUCGCGUUUUUAGUAUUAUCUAUGGAUAUGUGAAAUUAUCUAAAUAUAUGCGAAAAGGUUUUAUUAAUUUAUAAAUAUUUUGCACUCUCUCUAUUUGCACACAAUACCUUAUCAUCAUAGAAAAUACAUUUUUUUUCGGAAAGAACAUAUGCGACCGUAUUUUAUAAAAAAAAAUAUAUAAACGGAAAUAAAUACCUGUAUUGCUAA
Molecule: messenger RNA, 3124 nt
Organism: Wasmannia auropunctata (little fire ant)
Lineage: Eukaryota; Metazoa; Arthropoda; Insecta; Hymenoptera; Formicidae
Product: ATP-binding cassette sub-family G member 4
Exons: 9
Coding region: 139-2037 (632 amino acids)
Cellular component (GO): plasma membrane
Molecular function (GO): ATP binding; ATP hydrolysis activity; ABC-type transporter activity
Source: RefSeq, a predicted model, not a curated record